Molecule: messenger RNA, 4454 nt
Organism: Thalassophryne amazonica
Lineage: Eukaryota; Metazoa; Chordata; Actinopteri; Batrachoidiformes; Batrachoididae
Gene: cdh8
Product: cadherin 8
Biological process (GO): homophilic cell-cell adhesion; cell-cell junction assembly; synaptic transmission, glutamatergic
Cellular component (GO): catenin complex; axon terminus; plasma membrane
Molecular function (GO): cadherin binding; calcium ion binding
Source: RefSeq, a predicted model, not a curated record
CUCUUUCCUACAUCCCUUAAAAAAAAGAGAGAGAGAGAGAAAGAAUAAAACAAAACCUAGUAUUACUUCGCCUUGACAAACUGCAGAAAGGACUUCUUUUUCCUCUGCGCGUAAGAUUGUUUUUUCUUCUGCUGCUGUCUCGAAUAAAACGCGCUGGACUUUUUUUUUUUUUUCCUCUCCGUGAUUUUGAAGGAAAACGAGGUGAAACGAUGCAGCAGCGCAAAAAGGUGGAAGUCUUCCUCGUCUCCCCCUCGGAAUAAUGCCAAAUGGAGGCUGUGCUGAGCACCUCACCGUCUCACCAACUGCUGUGGAGGCAUGCCAAGCCAUGCAAGUGACCUUUAUCACACCAUGAAUGAGAGCUGUGCCGCUCAAAGAGGACACAAGUAACCUUUUCUUGUUAUCUAAGAAGGAGCUGUUGAUCUGAAGAGAGGGAAGCGGAGACAAGAGCGCAGCAUCUUGCAAAACAAAUAAACACAAAAAAAACGACAGGAUGCCAAAACGGUUUGAGGAGAUGCUCAUGGAUCUGUGGAUGCCUUUGUUGCUGCUGUGGAUUACUUGCACUCCCUGUGUGUCUAUGACGCCUAUCCUAGGCCAGUCUGAAACUGCAAAAACCGGUGGGUCUGCAGCGGUGGCGAGCGGUCUUGGCGAAGGACAAAGAUUACUGAGUCGAGCCAAGAGGGGAUGGGUUUGGAAUCAAAUGUUUGUGCUGGAGGAAUUUUCUGGACCCGAUCCAAUUCUAGUUGGCAGGCUACACACCGAUUUGGAUGUGGGCAACAAAAACAUCAAGUACGUCCUAGCAGGAGAGGGAGCGGGCACCAUCUUCGCCAUCAAUGAGUUAACGGGCGACAUUCACGCUAUGAAGAGGCUGGACCGUGAGGAAAAGGCUGAGUAUACGUUAACAGCUCAGGUCAUUAACGCCGAUACAGACGAGCCCUUGGAGCCACCUUCUGAGUUCAUCAUCAAAGUCCAGGACAUCAACGACAAUCCGCCACAAUUCAUCGAAGGCCCGUACCAUGCCUCCAUUCCAGAAAUGUCAACUGUAGGUACACCAGUGACACAGGUGACAGCAACUGAUGCUGAUGACCCCGUGUAUGGCAACAGCGCUAAGCUGGUCUACAGCAUACUGGAAGGACAGCCAUAUUUCUCUGUAGACCCGAACUCUGCAACCAUAAAAAUUGCACUCCAUGGGAUGGACCGAGAGAUGAGAGAAGAGUACCUGGUGGUGAUCCAGGCUAAGGACAUGGGUGGUCAUAUGGGUGGUUUGUCCGGCACAACAACUGUUACUGUUACACUAACAGACAUCAACGAUAACCCACCGAAAUUCUCGAAAAGCUUAUAUGAGUUUGUAAUCCCAGAGGAUCUUGAAAUAGGACAACAGGGUGGCAAGGUGAAGGCAAAUGAUAGGGACAUCGGUGAAAAUUCCAAAUCAACAUACAGCAUCAUUGAGGGAGAUGAACAAGGUGUGUUUGAGAUUGCUACAGACACACAAACCCAAGAAGGGAUCCUCCAACUGAAGAAGCCUUUAGACUUUGAGAGUAAGCGAGCCUACACGCUGAAAGUCGAAGCCACCAACAUCCGCUCUGAGUCCAGCAGUGGCGGUCCCUUCAAAGAUACAGCCACGGUGAAGAUUGCUGUGGAGGACUCCGAUGAGCCUCCUGUUUUCUCCAAACCCAUGUACUUCCUGGAAGUCAAUGAGAAUGCCCCCAUCAACACCGUCAUAGGCACAGUUACUGCCAGAGACCCAGACUCUACUGGCAGCCUUGUUAGGUACUUCAUUGAUCGACACACAGACCUGGAGAGACUGUUCAACAUUAACGUGGACGACGGGAAAAUCACACUGGCCAAACCUCUGGACCGUGAGACAGAUAUGUGGCACAACAUCACAGUAACUGCCACGGAAGUCAGAAACCACAGUCAGAUAUCCAGGGUGAUCGUGGCCAUCAGAGUAAUGGACAUCAACGACAAUGCCCCUGAGUUUGCCACUGAAGACAAUGCCUUUCUGUGUGAAAAUGGAAAACCUGGACAGGUGAUCCAGACUAUCAGUGCAAUGGACAAAGACGACCCCAUUCAAGGCCAUUAUUUUGACUAUCGGCUAGUCCCAGAGAUGCUCAACAACCCUAAUUUCACCAUAAAAAACAACCAAGACAAUUCAAUCAGCGUUGUAGCCAAGCAUGACACCUUCCGACGACAGAAACAAAAGAUGUACUUCCUGCCAAUAAUUGUGACGGACAACGGCAACCCACCAAUGAGCAGCACCAAUACCUUGACAAUCCGAGUCUGUGGAUGCAGCAAGGAAGGCACCGUCCAGUCCUGCAAUGUGGAAGCAUACGUGCUUCCAAUUGGACUCAGUAUGGGGGCUCUCAUCGCCAUUCUGGCCUGCAUUAUACUACUGUUAGUAAUAGUAGUACUGUUUGUGACAUUGAGGAGACACAAGAAUGAGCCUCUGAUUAUCAAGGAUGAUGAAGAUGUGAGGGAGAACAUAAUCCGUUACGAUGAUGAGGGAGGUGGUGAAGAGGACACUGAAGCUUUUGACAUCGCCACGCUGCAGAACCCUGAUGGCAUCAAUGGCUACCUGCCACGCAAGGACAUCAAGCCUGACCUACAGUUUAUGCCCAGGCAGGCCAGCUCAGGCCCCAAUGGUGUGGACGUGGAUGAAUUCAUCAAUGUACGUCUCCAUGAGGCAGACAAUGAUCCCACAGCACCACCUUAUGACUCCAUCCAGAUCUAUGGAUACGAGGGCCGGGGCUCGAUUGCUGGCUCUCUGAGCUCACUGGAGACAGCAUCAUCAGACUCGGAUCAGAACUAUGACUAUCUCAGUGAGUGGGGCCCACGCUUCAGAAGACUUGGGGAGCUUUACUCUGUGGGUGAGAGUGAUCGCGAGACCUGACCUUUGGUUUGUUAUAUAAAAGACCUUUGAUUUUUUUUUGUUUGCUCUCCGCAUACUUGUGUUUUAAAUACUAGGAGGGCGAGGGGUUCGUUGGCUUUUAGAAACAGGUGUUUUAAAAAUAAAAAGUGAAUAAAAAUGGAUUCCACCUUUUUGUAUUCUUCUUAGAGUCAUCAUCCACUAUGUCAAUCGCAUUGUAAUCGUCAAGCCAAACAAUGUUUUUGUUAGGAGAUCUGAUUCUUGUGGAGUGUUACUUAGAUUCUGUUGUGGAGUGUCUAGCAGUACUUUGGGUGUUAGUCAUUUGCUGUGACUGCCAGUGGUAAUGUUGCUGGUAGUUGCCCAGUGAAAGGAAACAAUGUUGUUGUUGGGUUCUCUGAAGCUUGAAUGGACAUCAUACUCCAUGGACAACAAGAUGGACUGCAGAAGCUGCAGACAGGCUCUUGUUUCUUAUCUCCUUAAGCCACCAAGCUACCCGAUGAUCUGAAACAACAUGGAAAUGUAAAAGCAAUAUAUGGUCUACGUUACAAUGAUGAAUGUAUUGUAUGAUUAAAAAAAAAAUUGCAAAAAGAUGAACUACUCUUGGCAUUAAGGUGAAUUUGUUAUCAUUUGAUAUGGUCUCUGGUGGCCACAUUUGUAAACUAUCUGAAGCCCAGAAGGCUCGCUUUAUACAACUCUUUGUAUUUACAUGCUACAGGUGUGGGUCGCAAGUGUUAUUAGCCUAUAAAAGACUGAAGACAAAAAAGAAAAAUGUAGAAACUCUGAGGCCUUCUUUUUACAGAAGCAACAUUAAAUACAGUUGUAAUCAGUUGUUUUCUUUACUUUUUUGACAAGAAACCUGUUGAUUCAUCAUUGCUUUGAGUUUUUUGGAAAUCUGCUUUUAAACCAUCCUUUCUCUGUGCUGACAAUUUGAAGUGAAUGUGUGUAGAUUUUUCACUUGCAGCUGUUUUAUUAAACCACUUGCACAUUGUUGCAUAUCAGCCAAACCUUAACAUAACUUUACUGCAGUUGAUGACCUAGACUAGAUGUGAGCAGGAAAGCUCAAAGUCACCAUGUAGUAACAAUAAUGAUAUAAUAAUCAGGAGUACAGCAAUGUGAAACAUGCUAAUUCUGUGUAAAAUAUAUCUCAUAAUAUGUUUUGAGGAGCACAAUAGUUCCCUCAAAAUGUCAAAUUUCAUUUAGGAAGUACAGCUCGCAUUAGCCCAGGAAGCUCAACUCAAGAAAUCCAGAUCGUGUGUCUCGUGCUUACACUGUAUGAUAAUAAUUUUAAAAAAGUAAUGUACAUAGAGUUACUGCUAACAUCAUUAGCUUUCAAUGAGGUGUAGGUUUUGUCUCUGCACGUUAGCUCUUGCACAUUAAGAGAAAUUCAAUGGGACUACAGCUGCGUGCAUAGUGUUAUGGCAGUUAUCGGUAGACUAAACAAUAUAUAUGGAAUAGUCCUACAUGCAGACCAUAUUUUUUACUGUGCUUUAAUGCUUAUAAAUGUGUAUGUUCAAUUAUUUACUCUCUGUACUGUAAUCUAAGAAACCCUGUAUUGUUUCCUACUUUGUGAAAUAUAUUUUUAUAAAUAUCA